AUGCAUAUGGCCCAGCUACUCUUCCAACACAACGAUCUUGUCCCUUCAGAAGACGACUGCCGAAACAAAUUUGUUGCCCGCCAACUAUUUCAUACACUGGCGAAACAAGGUCGACUAUCAACUUUUGGGUUCGUGGAGGAUAACUGGUCCGCCCAGUCCAACACCCUACCUUCAAAUUCCUCAGCCCCAAAUGGGUCAGACUCUUUUCGGCUUUGCUGCGAUGACUUUAGGCCGGCUAAUAUUCUUCUGAAUCAAGAUGACAACAUACUUGCGAUUAUCGACUGGGAUGUUUACGAUAUGCGGCUGGAGACUUGGCUAUCAGCUAUGGAGGACGCGGAGGAAAGCAUAGAGCCUGAUUCACUACCAUUCAAACUAUCCACGUAUAUGCGUGAGAGCUGGGAAAAUGGCCGAUUCUGGCUCAACUAUGCUGCGAGAAAGAGUUGGGCCUUUGAUACAGUCUUUUGGAAAUACUUGGACGAAAGAUUCUUCGGUACUCGGGAAAGGAAUGUUCCAGAGCACGAGCUAUGGAAGACAAGAAUAGAUCUUCUGGGAGAGGGAGAAAGAAGAGCUAUGGAGCCAUUUGUGAAGAGAAAGAUGGAGGAGUCGAAAGAACGGAUCCUAAUGGACUGGAAUCCAGCGGAGGCAAAGAAACUCGUGACUGAGAUAUUGCUCAAUUAA
Messenger RNA from Ilyonectria robusta, 678 nucleotides. RefSeq names its product phosphotransferase enzyme family protein. Bases 1 to 678 code for a protein of 225 amino acids. NCBI's taxonomy places the organism in Eukaryota, Fungi, Ascomycota, Sordariomycetes, Hypocreales, Nectriaceae. The record is from RefSeq and is a predicted model, not a curated record. The transcript has 2 exons.